This is a messenger RNA of Drosophila virilis, 798 nucleotides long. It is a transcript of the gene Cpr67Fb, whose product is annotated as Cuticular protein 67Fb. Gene Ontology annotation, cellular component: chitin-based extracellular matrix. Gene Ontology annotation, molecular function: structural constituent of chitin-based larval cuticle. The record is from RefSeq and is a predicted model, not a curated record. NCBI's taxonomy places the organism in Eukaryota, Metazoa, Arthropoda, Insecta, Diptera, Drosophilidae.
AAAAAAUCAAAUCAGUAAAAUACAGUUAUUUACUUUUGGACUCUGUGCUAGCUCUCUCCCAUUCCCAAGUUCAGGUGUAGGUCACAGUUCCAGCUAAGGCUGAUAUAAAAGUCUCGUCUAUUUGAUUUCGACACCAGUAUCACCUGCAGUAGUCAUCUGUGCAGUAAGAAAAGCCGGAGCUCAGCAAAUCACAAAUCAAAAUGUACAAAGCCACUCUUAUCCUUGCGGCCCUAUGCCUUAUCGCCAGCAGCGGUGCAGUCGAUGAGUCGGAUGCCGUUAUCACCAAAUAUAGAUCUGAGAUUAAUGAGGAUGGCAGCUAUAGCUAUGAAUAUGGGACUUCAAACAACAUUCAGGCCGCAGAGAGUGGAGUGGGAAGUGCCUAUGCUACUGGAUCCGUACAAUACACAGCUCCCGAUGGACAACCCAUUAAUCUGGAGUACACAGCUGAUGAAAAUGGUUAUCAGCCAAAGGGCGAUCAUUUGCCAACACCUCCUCCAACUCCAGAUUACAUCUUGAGGGCAUUGGCAUACAUUGAGGAGCAUCCUUUCACAAGAGUUCAGCUCAAGAAAUAAGUUAAUGUAGUAUAACGCAUCACCGUGCUUAGAUUAAGCUAGUAAAUGAUAAAUAAUUUUUAAUUUCGUUAGUUAUUCGUUUUACUAUAAUGAUUUGUUGUUUUUUACAUUUUUCCUAGAAUCCGAUAUCGAUUAGAUUGUCUACUAGGAAAUAUUUGGGAUUCUGGUAACUUCUUUCACUUGGGAGAAAGGUUUUUUCUUGAUAUAAAUCAAAUUUGUUACAAAA